This is a messenger RNA of Cryptomeria japonica (Japanese cedar), 546 nucleotides long. RefSeq lists its product as uncharacterized. Gene Ontology annotation, biological process: DNA integration. The transcript has a single exon. Lineage: Eukaryota; Viridiplantae; Streptophyta; Pinopsida; Cupressales; Cupressaceae. The record is from RefSeq and is a predicted model, not a curated record. Gene Ontology annotation, molecular function: nucleic acid binding. Bases 1 to 546 code for a protein of 181 amino acids.
AUGGCUGAAAGAUAUAGUGGGGGACAUAAAUGGAUUCUAGUAGCCACAUACUAUUUUACAAAAUGGGUGGAAGCUAUUCCCACUAGGCAGGCAACUAGUAAAGUUGUAGUUGAUUUUUUGAUACGUAACAUAAUCACCAAGUUUGGAGUUCCAGUUAGAUUAAUAAUGGAUAAUGCAAUGUGCUUCAAAUCUGAGGAGUUUAUUGAUUUCUGCAGUGCUUAUGGUAUCAGUAUCUCCUAUUCAUCCCCGUAUCACCCACAAGGAAAUGGUCAAGUUGAAUCUAGCAACAAGAGUCUAUUAAAGAUCAUCAAGAGGACUCUAGAAAAGAAUAAAAAGGCUCGGGGUUCAAAGUUAAAGACUGCACUAUGGACUGAUACAAUCAAUGUUAAGAAGGCUACUGGCAGAUCUCCAUUUGAGUUGGUAUAUGGCACACAGGUCAGACUGCCCAUGAACAACUUCUUGUCAGUAUAUAAGUUUAUUCAGGAGCAUGAAUGGGAUAAUUCUAGAGCCAAUGGAGGAGAGGAUGGAGCUGUUUGUAUAACUUGA